CCACCAGCGACUCAGAACCCUCACGAACACGCACGGGCUCAGACGCAUUUCUCGGCACUCCGAGAACAGCGAGCGCAUAUUCGAGAGUUUCUAUUCGCUUGGAGAGCUCGCAACCGGGCACAUCCGUGGAGCAUCGCGGAUUGUCCUAAAUCGGGGCUUGAUCGGUCAUCCAGCAUCAUCGUGCGAGAGACUCGAAUCUCACCGGGACCGAGUUGUCCCUCGUUUUGUGAACCAGUGAUAAGAUAUUGAGAGUGUGAUCAUCAUCAUGUCGCCGCAUACGAGUUACACGCCUGUCAGCGGCAUGGAGUACGAGGAGCCAGUGUCGCGCACCUAUCAGUACCGCAAGGUGAUGAAGCCGAUGCUGGAGCGCAAGCGGCGCGCCCGCAUCAAUCGCUGCCUGGACGAGCUGAAGGAUCUGAUGGUGACCGCGUUGCAGGCCGAGGGCGAGAACGUGGCGAAGCUGGAGAAGGCGGACAUCCUCGAGCUCACGGUACGUCAUCUUCACACGUUACGCGCCGCCAGGAGGCUCACGCUCACCCCGGAGAACAGCUACGCCGAUCGAUUUCGCGACGGUUUCACCCAGUGCGCCCAGGAGGUGUCGACAUUCUUAUCGACGCCGGUCGCCGUGGCGGUGCAUCCCGCCGCCGGCGCCCAGCUUAUGCGACAUCUCGGCGGCUGCCUUCGACGACUGGAGGGCCCGGCCGGCGCCAAGCACCUACUCGCUACCACGGCGACGUCCACGAUCAAGACGACCCAGGCCAGCCAGACAAGCGUGCCCCAGAACGUGUACACUCCACCUCAGAGUCCUGUGAGUGUCGCGAGCUCUUCCGGCGAAUCCUCCGAGUCCUCCAACGCAGUCUGGAGACCCUGGUGAUGUGGACGGACGAUGAUGACGAACAUGUUCCGGUGACGGACAGUUGCCGCGAGAUGAGGAGCUUUCCUCCCGACGAUGUCGCGGGAGGAGGAGAACGACGAAACGCUGUCUUCCAAACGUAGACAUUAUUGCGAAGCCUCGUUAAAAAAUAUCGAGAAUUUUAUAUUAACUUUGCAAUGGGGUUUAAUCUAUCGCAUUGUACAUAGGUGAUUCAGCUUUAAGUGAAGUCUGUGAUAGGGUUCCAUUUUGUACCUGAGAUGACUAUUUUCUCAUAAAGAGCAUAGCGAAUAUUGUAUAGAUGUUAACUUGUUAUGUUUAAGAAUCUCUUUUUUCGACGUAAUGCCGUCUCUGUUGCAUCUCCAUCAUUAAUAAACGUCUUGAUUCGAUGAUAAACAAUGUUGAAAUAAUCACCAUCACCAUAUUUAUGUAUCCUUCUGUCCUUUAUUAAUCUUCGACGAAGCUAUAUGAAAACAAUAUAUAUUAUAAGACACGCAGUAAAACAUUAUUUUAUUUUAAAAUCUAUAAUUCUUUAUAUCACUUAAAUCAAUAUAUAUUUAUACAAAUUAUUGUAAUUUAAAUAAGAAAUAUUCGAAUAAGAGAGUUUAUUUAAUGAUUUAAUGAGAAAGGGAUGAGUCUCUUUCAUUCAUUGAUUUCAAUGUCUGCGUGCGCAGUUAAAAUUUUAAAUGAAUUACUAUAAUAAUAUAUUGCUACGUAACAAAAGGAUUAAUAAGUACAAUAAAAAUUAA
Messenger RNA from Cataglyphis hispanica, 1620 nucleotides. Its product is annotated as enhancer of split mbeta protein-like. Gene Ontology annotation, biological process: regulation of transcription by RNA polymerase II; anterior/posterior pattern specification; regulation of neurogenesis. Gene Ontology annotation, molecular function: DNA-binding transcription factor activity, RNA polymerase II-specific; protein dimerization activity; RNA polymerase II cis-regulatory region sequence-specific DNA binding. Lineage: Eukaryota; Metazoa; Arthropoda; Insecta; Hymenoptera; Formicidae. Bases 266 to 874 code for a protein of 202 amino acids. The record is from RefSeq and is a predicted model, not a curated record. The transcript has a single exon. Gene Ontology annotation, cellular component: nucleus.